AUGUUACUCGUAACUAAGUUCAAUAACAAUAGUGAUAGUGAUAGUAAUUCUACCGCUAGUCUAGUUUAAACCCGCCACCAAGUCAGACUCAAAACAAAAUUAAAAUUUAAAAUGUUUAAAAUCAAGUUUAAUUUCAAUAAAAAUUCUCUCUGGACACAAUUCACACUCAUUUUGUUUCUCACUGCUGGUGUGAAUACCAACUACCAGACGAAAAUAAUCGGAGGUAAAAACAUCAAUUGGGACAGUUAUCCAUUCAUGGCAUCAGUUGUCAGUCGUGUAAACCUCUACGAAGUGCGAUUAUGUGGCGGAUCUAUUAUUCAUUCACGUUGGAUACUCACAGCUGCUCACUGUUUAGAAAAAAUAAGAACAAACGACGUCCGCGUGUUUAUAGGCAGCACAAAAUACGCUGGUGGCACUCGUUAUUACGCAAAAAAUCUAAUCCUACAUGAAAAAUACGACGGAGAACACAAUGACAUCGCAUUAAUCGAAUUAAAGGAACCUGUAACCUUCGGCGCAGGACAAAAAAUACGUCUUAACACAUCUCCUAUACCAGAAGGUACACAAGCAACUUUAAUUGGUUGGGGAUUGUUAUCAGCACGUAAGAAUACAAAAGAUGUUCCGCCACUGCACAGUGUCACGCUUCGUGUGACGAAAUGUCAGCGGGAGGAUUAUUUGAAUAUACCCGGGUUUCCCCCGGGGUUGAUUCUGGCGAUUAGGAACGAUGAUGACUCCACGUUGAUUUGUACUUCGACUAGGGAGGGAAAGGGCGCGUGCGUGGGUGAUUCCGGCGGGCCGCUGAUAGCAGGCGGUAAACAAAUAGGUAUUGUUUCACGCGGAACGCCGUGCGCCACUGGCGUGCCGGAUAUUUAUACGAAAGUUCAGGCGUUUGUGCCGUGGAUCGAGAAGCGCACAGGGGUGAUUUUUAGGGUGUAAAUGUCAUGAAUUUACAGGUUAUGUCAAUAAAAAUUGGAAAA
Messenger RNA from Dalotia coriaria, 974 nucleotides. RefSeq names its product chymotrypsin-1-like. Gene Ontology annotation, molecular function: serine-type endopeptidase activity. The record is from RefSeq and is a predicted model, not a curated record. Gene Ontology annotation, biological process: proteolysis. Bases 112 to 933 code for a protein of 273 amino acids. The transcript is spliced from 3 exons. NCBI's taxonomy places the organism in Eukaryota, Metazoa, Arthropoda, Insecta, Coleoptera, Staphylinidae.